AUGGACGAGCUUCGGAACAGACUUUUCAGCUUGCCAGAUUGGGGAUACGUCAUCUAUCGCACCACCUACACUGCUGAAUCCGAUACUGCUUUCCCUCACGCUAUCAGAUAUAUUGAGGCGUGUUUGAAAAAUGAAUUCUUUAAGGAAGUCACUCAACAACCUCGGUAUAGCAAUAAUGAUAUUCCUACCGACGUUUGGUCCAAAUACCAGUCGACGAUCAUAGAAGACCCGACACAAUUUGAUAGGGCUUCUCUUGAGACAGUUCGCGCUCAUUUUGAGGCUUGGGUCGAUGGCCAAGGAAUGCGUGAUGGGUUUAACAAAUAUCGAGUGUGUCUUAUCAUUGACGACGAAUCUCUCCAAACACUUAAAGGUACUCCAGUGGAGAAUGCCGAAAAGGAUACUGAUGAAUUACGAUUUGUGAAGGCUCUUGAAGCAUUUCCGAUCAUGGAUUCGUUGGACACCUUUCCCGGAUGGAUGAAAUGUUGGACACAGACGCUGUGGUUUCUUUGGCAGCAUAUGGGGGAUGGUGAUGAAAUGAGGCAGCUAUACGAUAUGAUCGAUGACUAUCCGGGCUUCGAGGGCGUUUUUUGUGGGUGA
This is a messenger RNA of Penicillium waksmanii, 597 nucleotides long. RefSeq lists its product as uncharacterized. The transcript has a single exon. Bases 1 to 597 code for a protein of 198 amino acids. The record is from RefSeq and is a predicted model, not a curated record. NCBI's taxonomy places the organism in Eukaryota, Fungi, Ascomycota, Eurotiomycetes, Eurotiales, Aspergillaceae.